AUGGAAUCGAAUGUCAAAGACCGAUGGAGCCUUGCGAAAACCAAGAAUCUCUGUUUCCGAUGCCUAAAGCAAAAUCACAGAGGUUACGAAUGUCGUAGCAAUGACCGAUGCAGCGUUGAAGGUUGCAAAAGCACGCACCACUUUCAUUUACACUUUGAUAAAGAGCCAAGUGAAACCAGUAAUGAAGGUCGUUCAGCUACAAAUGCUGCGUUCGGUGCCGCGGGUAGAAGUUCAAAUGCCCCAGCUUCUGUGCUGUUGCGGACGGUGCCAGUGUGGGUAUCGAGCGACGGAGGACGAAGAAUAAAAGUCAACGCGUUUCUCGAUGACGGAUCAGACACGAGCUAUAUGAGAAGUGAUGUCGCUGUAGCUUUGGGCAUCAAAGCCCCUGAGAACAAUUUGGCAUUGUCCACUUUAACCGACACUAAAGUUAUAGUGAAAAGUAAGGCCGUUUCAAUAGAGGUAUCGAGCGUAGAGGGAGGUACCAAGAGGAAGAUGACAGUGUGGACGAUGAAUGAGUUAUGUUCCGGUAUGCCUAUCCCAGAUUGGAGCAGACAUCAAGAGCGUUGGGAGCACCUGAAAGGAUUGCCGUUCCAUAAGGUUCCUGGUAGGAAGACAGUAGACAUAUUGAUGGGUUCAGACCACCCGGAACUAGCGCUAGCUCUAGAGGAGCGCGUCGGCGAGCCAGGAGAGCCUGUCGCACGGAAGACGCCACAGGGUUGGACGUGCAUAGGUCGUGUACCGGAAUACAGUAACCGACUGGUUCGCGAAGAUAAGGAGACCAGUAAGGUGCGCAUAGUUCUAGAUUCUAAGGCGAAGUUCGAAGGAGCUUGUCUGAACGAUGCGAUGUUGACCGGGCCCAAGCUACAGCGCGAUAUUUUGGAAGUCCUACUUAGGUUUCGUGAGACGCCUGUUGCGCUUGUUGGAGACAUCAAAGAGAUGUUCCCCCAAGUCGUGUUAGAAGAGAAAGAUCGUCGGUAUCAUCGCUUGCUCCGGAGAGACUUAGAGACAGAUCGCGAACCUGACGUAUAUGAAGCGACGCGCCUGGUAUUUGGAGAUCGCGCUUCGCCUUUUCUCGCACAGUUUGUCAUGCAGCGCCACGCGGAAGAGUUGCGCGAUGAGUAUAAGCUAGCAGCGCCGGUUGUACUAGAGAGAAUCUACAUGGAUGCUAUUUUGGAUUCGGAGGAUACAGUGCGCGACGCAAUUAAGGCGAGAGAACAGCUAGUGAAACUUUUGGGACGAGCAGGGUUCCAAAUUCGCAAGUGGUGCAGCAACAGGGCACAAGUUCUUGAAGGCAUUCCCAUUGAAGAACGCGCAAGCGGAGUUAAUCUAGACGAGUGUGAGUUACCUAGUGUAAAGACUCUUGGUGUACAGUGGGAUGCGAACACCGAUGAGUUUUCCUUCGCCGUUGAUCAAGAUGCGACUUCAUUCGAAUUUACCAAGAGAGAUGGCGGGGCACCAUACGUCAUAAGCGCCAAGAUGGCACUCCAGGAAGCAUGGCUAGAAAGUUUGGACUGGGAUGAAGGAUUUCUAGAGAGAUUGAAUGCGACCUUGGAAGAUGCGUCGAAGCUGGCAUACGCUGCGGUCACUUACGUGCGUUUCGAAAACGAAGACGGAUUGGUUGAAGUUUCAUUUGUUGCAGCUAAAGCUAAAGUCGCACCCAUCAGAGCAAUCAGUAUUCCGCGCUUGGAGCUGAUGGCGGCAGGUCUAGGAUUGAAGCUAGCAGAAUGUGUUAGUAGAAUUCUGGACAUUCCUUUGAGCCAGCACACAUUUUGGUCAGAUAGUAUGGACGUGAUUUACUGGAUCCAUGGACAGUCGCGAAGGUAUAAGCCGUUCGUCGCCAAUAGAGUUUCGACUUUUCACGAGAAGACAAGUCCACAGCAAUGGAGGCACGUUCCAGGAAAAGAGAAUAGCGCUGACGGCGCUACAAGAGGUCUUAACAUCGAAGAGUUGAAUCGUGAGCAUCGUUGGUUUCGAGGACCAGAUUUCCUGGAGGAGGGGGAGUCAGAAUGGCCUAAGAAGAGGUCUGACAGCAUCCAGCAGUCUGAAGAAGCAGAGAUAGAGACGAACAAAAUGAGUGCAGUGUAUAGUUCCAGACAGAAGAGGAUAGAGCAGUUGUUAGAUCCAGAGAAGUACUCCAGUUGGAUGAGGUUGCUUCGAGUCACAGCGUAUGUCAUGCGUUUUAUCGCUAAGUUGAAGAAGAAGCGAAAGAAGAACUCGGAGUAA
Molecule: messenger RNA, 2223 nt
Organism: Nematostella vectensis (starlet sea anemone)
Lineage: Eukaryota; Metazoa; Cnidaria; Anthozoa; Actiniaria; Edwardsiidae
Exons: 4
Coding region: 1-2223 (740 amino acids)
Source: RefSeq, a predicted model, not a curated record